AUGCCUCUGUGCCUUUAUCCUCUUUAUCUCCUCCUCCUCCCAUCACUCUCUCUCUGCUUCUAUGUGCAAAGUUCAAGCGUCCUCUCGUCCUUCAACGAUCAGGUCAGACAACGGCAUCUCUACACAGAGAGCAGAAGCCAGGCUCUGUUCCUGGAGAUGAAGCCUGAAGGUUCCGUAGCUGGUUCUCCCACAAUGUCUCAAUACACUGUUCUGGAGCUGCGGUCCAUCAAAGCAGGACAUACGGUCAUAAAGGGUCUGGCUUCGUUGCUGUUUCUCUGUGUCAACCAGAAAGGACAGCUCAGAGGAGAGCGGACCUACAUAGCCUCUGACUGUGACCUACAAGAGGUGCUGAGGGCGGACGGAUAUUCCAUCUUCUUGUCACCUCACAAUGGACUUCCUCUGUCCCUCGGAAAGAGAAAUGGACAUACCCUUUCCAAGUUCUUGCCGCUGACAAGUGACCUGUUAGUGGAGGGACAGAAACAUCAGGAAGAGCAGACCUUGAGCACAGGCCAACACAGCACACAUUUUGACUCGGAUGAUCCCUUGGGAAUGGUACAGUCCCAUUCCAACUCUGUCUUAAGCCCAAGUCUGGACAUAAAGAGAUAG
Molecule: messenger RNA, 606 nt
Organism: Sardina pilchardus (European sardine)
Lineage: Eukaryota; Metazoa; Chordata; Actinopteri; Clupeiformes; Clupeidae
Gene: fgf21
Product: fibroblast growth factor 21
Exons: 4
Coding region: 1-606 (201 amino acids)
Biological process (GO): positive regulation of gene expression; fibroblast growth factor receptor signaling pathway; cell differentiation
Cellular component (GO): cytoplasm
Molecular function (GO): fibroblast growth factor receptor binding; growth factor activity
Source: RefSeq, a predicted model, not a curated record